Bursaphelenchus okinawaensis is the source of this 2791-nucleotide messenger RNA. The record is from the annotation of a GenBank genome assembly. NCBI's taxonomy places the organism in Eukaryota, Metazoa, Nematoda, Chromadorea, Rhabditida, Aphelenchoididae.
AUGGAUGUUUCUCAUCGUGAUGUAAGUUAAUAUUGGUUUUUUUAGUUAAUUUAGGUAAUAUUUGGCUGGAGAUGUUUGUUUUUGAACUUAGUCGUGUUUAUUUUAUUGUUGUCAAUCUACGUUUAGUAAGUUUUCUAUAUAAAAUUUGAUCUUUCAGGUAAAAACGUACCGUUUUAAGAACCGUGGUGAUGAUGUGACCGGGUCAAUCAAGAAACGCGACAUUAGAGAUCCGGUAAUAAUUUUUUUUAUGUUUUUGUUUUUAGGUAUGAGUAAUGUACAUUUUUUAAACGUUUUAUGUAGCUAUCUAGAGGUAUUACAGAAUUUGUACAUUUGAAAAUGGCAAAAUACUGAAAAAUUUCGGUUUUCCUUGGAAUAUUUUGGUGUUUUCAAUUAGCUGUAGCUUAGUUGGUAUUCAAGAUAUAUUAGGCAAACUGUGGGGUGAUUUACUAUAUUUUAUGCUCUAUAAAAUGCUACUUUUGGUUUUUUAAAAACUUGGGUUUAUGGUAGUGUACUGUACUUUCAAAGCGUGACAUUUAGGUUUUUGCUGGAUUUUUUGUUUUUUUUAGGUUUUUAGAGUUUGUCAUACUCGUAUUUGCACGAAAUUUUGUAUUUCAACUACCAAGUUUAAUUUUUUUUCCAUUUUAAAAAUUUUUUUUUUCAUUUUGUUAUUUUGUCAGGUGGAGCGGUCGUUGUUUGAAUAUAGUAAGUUGAUACCUAAAAUUGAUUUUUUUGAUAUUAGCUUAUGUGCUUUUGACUUAUUUUUGCGUUUUAAUAAUUUUAAUAAGGUCAAAGAGUUUGUAAAAUACGUUCUGGCAAUAUUUGUAUUUAAAAAAAUUUUUUUUGAAACUUUUAGACCGGAAAACCAAAAAUUUGAAAUUAAAAAAAAAUUUAAAUUUAUCGACCGGUCGAUCUUUAUGAUUUUAAGAUAUGCUUAUGAAGCGGAAUUCUUUGUGUUCACAAAAAUCACAGCAAGAGAUUAAUGGGCGGCCGAAACGAAAGUCCAAGUCCAAAUACGAGUAUGACAAAGCUAAAUGGCCUGAGGGCUCGAGAAGGGUAAAAUUUUGAAUUUUUUAAAUUUUUUUUUGUGUAGAAUACGGCAGGGUAGAGUUUGGUGUGGUAAACAAAGAGAUGCUGGGACAGGGUAAGGCAAGGUGGGGUAGAGUAAGGUAGGGGAGAACAGUGUAAGCUUGGGUAGGGUUAGGUAGGGUAGACUAAAUUAGGGCAGUGUAGGCCAUAAAAAAUAUAAUUUUCCACUUUUAGCGAAGCAAGAAGCGAGAUCGACUGUUCCGCGAUGGUGAAUGGCUAGUCAAGGGCAAUAUCCAGAUCAUUCGAAUGAUUGGCGAAGGUGGCUUCGGACAGAUCUACGAAGCCGAGGACAAGAAAGGCGUUCGAAUGGCUGUCAAAACGGGACCACGCAACCACAAAAGUGCACCACGUAUGGUACUGGAGCAGUUUUUGUUGCAAAAGAUCAGUCGUUACGAGUUCUUUCCGGACUUUGUGAGUUUUUCGGUUUUUGAACAUGAAAAUGGCAAAAAAAUUUUUUUAAAAACCAAAAAAUUGCGCGAACUUUCUUUACAAAAUAUAAAACGGCAUUCCUCGUAUAACUAGUCGCCUGCAGGCUGCAAAAUACAAAACAUGGCUUUUUAUAAAGAAAUGGCAAGAACUUUCUGUACAGAAUAUAAAAUCGGUGGAUUUUGGGUUUUAUGGCUUCAAAUGGCAAUAACUUUUUUUACAAAACGAAAAAGGCAAAAACUUUCUUUACAAAACUUAAACUGGCAAAAACUUUUUUUACAAGACAUAAAAUGGUAAAAACUUUCUUUACAAGACAUAAAAAAUCAAUAACAGCAAUAUUUUUUUCAUUUUCAGUACCGUAGUGGUUCCACCGACACUGUCAACUACAUUUGCAUGGAGUUGCUGGGCCCAAACGUCCACGACCUGAAAAAGAAACGUGACAGCGGCCAUUUCAGCACGGCCACCUCUUUUGGCGUCGCACAUCAAAUGGUCUACGCAUUGGAAGCUGUUCAUUACGUUGGAUACCUUCAUCGCGAUGUAAAGCCGUCAAACAUGUGUCUGAGAACGGAGAACUCACGUGUGGUACUACUGGUUGAUUUUGGGUGGGUUAUUGAAGGAUUGGGUUAGAGGGGAGAUUUUGGUCGGUUUUGAAGAUGUAAAGAAAGUUCUUGCCAUUUUAUGUUUUGUAAAGAAGGUUUUUGCCAUUUUAAACUUUGUAAAGAAAGUUCUUGUGAUUUAUAUUUAUAAAACUUUUUUUUACAAACAAUGUCAUUGUAGCCUAGCCCGUCGCUAUCUGGACCAACGCGGAGUCCUUCGCCGAUUCCGUUCGUACGCCGGCUUCCGCGGCACCGGUCGUUACGCGUCGUGGAGAGUGCACGAUCAUCAAGAGCACACUGUAGUCGAUGACUUUUGGAGUUUGGUUUACUCCACCAUCGAAAUGGCAAUGGGUGAUUUGCCAUGGCGCAAAGUUCAAGAUCCAAAACACUUGAUCAAAGCCAAACGUCAAUUCGUGCCGAAAAUGAGACGCUACACCUCCAGAAUGACGUACCUCUUCAGCUAUCUGAACUCGUGCGAACCACAUUAUCGUAUCGACUACUCCAAGGUCAAGAAGGCGUUGAAAUUGCCGGAUGACGAAGCCGACGAACCCUAUGAUUGGGAAGCGGAGGAGAUCUACACGGAAAGCAGCGAUUACAACGAAUCCACCAGAGCCACGGCUUCUGAAUCCGUAGAAAGCGAGGAAUCGGAAGCUGGAGAGAAAGUUGUUUUGCUUGAGGAAUGA